UAGCUGUCAACAGUAUCAGCUGCAAACGUAAACAAACAGAAUAUUUUGUUAAAGUUAUUUAUUCCUAAACAAGCUGAAAUGUCAAUGUAUAAAAUGCAAGCUAUGAAAAAUUGUCAAAUUUAAACCGCAAUUGACCUUUGGUACUCGGGAAGAAUUAAUCAUAAUGACGCACUAUACUCCUUGUCACCAUUAUCAUGAGAUAAACAAUCACAGAAACACGAUUAAAAGAUGAUCAUCGGCAUUUAUUAAUUAGAUUUAAGAUGGAUACAAAGUUUUGUGGUGUGUGUGGUGAUAAAGCUUUAGGUUAUAAUUUCAAUGCAGUCACUUGUGAAAGUUGCAAGGCAUUCUUUCGAAGGAAUGCCUUAACAAAGAAAGAGUUCAAAUGUCCAUUCAGUGAACAGUGCGAGAUAACGACUGUUACUAGACGCUUCUGUCAGAAAUGUAGAUUGGAGAAAUGCUUCUCCAUCGGCAUGCGGAAGGACUAUAUUAUGUCCGAAGAGGAUAAAGUGCUGAAACGACAAAAGAUUGAAGAGAAUCGUGCGAAGAAACGUAAAACGGAUGGAUUUAAGAGCGGAUUCAAAAAAAUUAAACGAGAAUUUGCAGAUUGUCGGGUGGAUCUAAAUGGGGACUUCUAUGACAAACAUGUAAACGGCGUAAAUUCGAAUGAAGUCAGCGUAAUUAGCUAUAGUAACAGUGAUUACAUGAAUGGUAGUAAUAGUAAUUCGUCUAGUAACUCGUACACUAGCGAUCACUUGCAAUCACCCGAACAUAUUACACCACCGUCAAUGAUAAGAACAAUUUUAAAUCCUACGCCUAACGAAAAUGCGACUGAAGAAGAUGACGAGGGACCAUUUUUAGAAUCUUUGAUUAACAACAACGUGCAGAAUUGUAACCAUAACACUACCGUGCCGGUUCUGAAUCACAACGCAGAUGCAGCUAAGGAUAUAAUUCAAGAUGUGCAAAGAAUACCGAUCGAAGCCAAUUCGAUCGAGUCCAUACUUUGCGAGGCUAUUAAGCUGGAGUUUGAGGCCUAUACGUCCAUAUCGCAAUGCCAAAGCAAUUCCCGCGAGUUAAAUGAUGCAGAGAGAGCGAAAUUAAAUGAACUUAUAGUGGCGAAUAAGGCAUUGCUAACACCGUUAGACGACGACUUUAACAACAGUAUAGAUGAUAGCCAGUUGCAGUCAAAUCCAGAACAAGCCUUGCAUGCCGAUCCAGCCCUUGUGGAUGUCAUAAACUUAACAGCGGUAGCGAUUCGCAGGCUAAUAAAAAUGGCGAAGAAAAUUAACGCAUUCAAAAAUAUGUGCCAAGAGGAUCAAGUUGCCCUUCUCAAAGGCGGCUGUACAGAGAUGAUGAUUUUGCGCAGCGCAAUGGAUUACGACCCGACACGGCGUACAUGGCGUAUCCCUCACAGUCAAGAAUCUCUUAGCAAUUUAAAGGUGGACGUUUUAAAACUGGCCAAAGGCAACAUAUACCAGGAGCACGAAAGGUUCAUAAAAACCUUCGACCCGCAAUGGCGAUCGGACGAAAAUGUCAUUUUAAUCCUAUGCGCGAUUACGCUGUUCACCCCAGACAGGCCGAGAGUUAUUCAUCAGGAUGUCAUUAAAUUGGAACAGAACUCCUACUACUAUCUCCUACGAAGAUAUCUGGAAAGUGUCUACCCAGGCUGCACUGCUAAAUCCACAUUUCUGAAGUUAAUCCAGAAAAUAUCCGAAUUACAUAAAUUAAAUGACGAAGUGAUUAAUGUCUACUUAAAUGUGAAUCCCUCUGAAGUGGAACCGCUUCUUAUUGAAAUUUUUGACUUAAAAAAUCAGGCUUCCUAACGAAUUUAAGCUGGACCUUUUGUAAUUCAUGAACAGAACUCCUCAUAAAGCAUGAUGUUUAAUAUAUUAUUAAAUUUAUCAUGAUAUCUAUUAAUUGUAGCUAUAGAUUUUAAUAAUGUUAAAAUACACUAACCUGCAAUGUACAUGUUAUACAAAUGUUUAUAUUUUAUUUAUGUGUUGAUAAUAAAUUUGUUUAAUAUA
Molecule: messenger RNA, 2021 nt
Organism: Photinus pyralis (common eastern firefly)
Lineage: Eukaryota; Metazoa; Arthropoda; Insecta; Coleoptera; Lampyridae
Gene: Hr96
Product: nuclear hormone receptor HR96
Exons: 4
Coding region: 261-1820 (519 amino acids)
Biological process (GO): negative regulation of transcription by RNA polymerase II; positive regulation of transcription by RNA polymerase II; cell differentiation
Molecular function (GO): nuclear receptor activity; RNA polymerase II cis-regulatory region sequence-specific DNA binding; zinc ion binding
Source: RefSeq, a predicted model, not a curated record